CAAGAGUGCAUUCCGCUGUGCACUAAUGUCUCCCGCAAAUACUUGGCAGGCGACAAGCGCACAGAGAAACCAAAAAGGACAUUUAAAUUGGUACUAAACUACUUUGGCGUCCGCUGCUCCGCUUUCCCGCCAGCGAACAUACCCAACUUUAUUUUAAGGUGCAAUGGCCGACAUGAAGAGGUGAUGCCUUUGGUGAAGAGAACCAUAGAGCCUCAGCACUUGUGCCACACCACAGUGCCCAAUGGGAUUGGCUGUGAGCUGGAAUGUGUGAACAACAACACGUUGUCCGCCAUCAUCCGCCAACUCAGUAGUCUGAGUAAACAUGCAGAAAAUGUCUUUGGGGAUCUUUUCAACGAAGCCAACACCUUUUACAUGCGCGCAAACUCUCUCCAGCACCGCAUCGACCGCUUGGCCAUCAAAGUCACCCAACUCGAAUCCAGUGUGGAAGAGGUCUCUCUUCAGGCCAUAAACCUGAGGAAGGCGUUCAAAAGCUCUACCAUCCAGGACCAACAGGUGUUGUCCAAAGGCAGCACUCCAGGCUCGGUGGCUGAGAUGUACGACAGCAGCGACCAGGCUCCUCUUCUCAGUGACCUCACGGCUUACAGAGAGGACUGCACUGAUGCCAUGAAGUUCUACUCAGACCCUUCAUACUUUUUUGACUUGUGGAAGGAGAAAAUGCUGCAGGACACAGAGGACAAAAGGAAAGAAAGGAGGAGGCAAAGGGAACAGAAGCGAUGCGUGGAAAGCAGCACCCUCCAGCGACAGGUGAAAAAGGUGAGGAAGGCUCGGAACCGCAGACAAGAGUGGAACAUGAUGGCGUUUGACAAAGAGCUCCGUCCAGAUCAUCGCCACCCACAGACUCUACGGCGAGGGGCGUCUUCUGAGGGCUCACUCUCCCCAGAGGGCAGGCCUGACCUUCCGGAGUACCCUGUCCCUCCUGUGGCAGUCCACAGUACUUCGAACGCGCAACCCUCCCCACCUGCGGAGCACGAGUACCACUGUAUUGACGUCAACUACAAGGGAACAAACACUGUGGAAGCUGCAGAGAAGAUGAACGGCUCCAUACGCUCAUCUGCGGAUUACAACUGCGCCAGCCCUCCAGCUGUGCCAGGCCCACAUAUCCCUUCUGCCCAGACAGCCUUCGCUUUCCCUCCAGCAGCAGCAGCUCACAAUGGAGCCGCCAUUCACGUAGGCCUUGGUUACCCACAUCCACCUGUUCCUCCUCCAGGACCUCGCGUGCCUCCUCCUCCAGUUCCACCUCCCCCAUCUCAUCCGCCCCCAGCUGCCCCUUCUCACCUUUCCGAACUUGUCGGAAACAAAUUAAAACCAGCGAAUGGCAGAAGUGAUCUGCUAUCUGCAAUCCGCAUGGGUUCGUAACUUAGUCAUGAGAGUUUUCAACCGUUCCAGUGAUAUUUUUGUAAUUUUUU
Molecule: messenger RNA, 1427 nt
Organism: Entelurus aequoreus (snake pipefish)
Lineage: Eukaryota; Metazoa; Chordata; Actinopteri; Syngnathiformes; Syngnathidae
Product: actin-binding protein WASF3-like
Exons: 8
Coding region: 184-1377 (397 amino acids)
Biological process (GO): positive regulation of Arp2/3 complex-mediated actin nucleation; actin cytoskeleton organization
Cellular component (GO): lamellipodium; cytoskeleton; SCAR complex
Molecular function (GO): Arp2/3 complex binding; protein kinase A regulatory subunit binding
Source: RefSeq, a predicted model, not a curated record